CUCGGCACUGCUCCAUUACAGCAGUACUACAGUAGUACCAGGGUAAUACUGUAGUAAUACUACAGUUCCGCUUUCCGCGCCGAGUGCAACAGAAACCACCAGAGACCUGCAGAAAUGGCUCCGAUUGAACUCACCUACUUUCCAGUUAGAGGGCGCGGCAAUGCCAUGAAGCUCAUCAUGUACGACCAGGGCGUGGAGUGGACUGACAAAGUGGUCACCAUUGAAGAGUGGAUGAAAGGGGACCUCAAGAAGACCUGUUUGUUUGGCCAGCUGCCCAAACUGAAGGAUGGAGACCUAGUCCUGUACCAGUCCAACGCUAUUUUGAGACAUCUGGCUCGCAAGCAUGGGCUUUAUGGGAAAGAUGGCAAGGAGGCUGCUCUCAUUGACAUGAUGAACGACAGCAUUGAAGACCUUCGAGUCAAAUACCUCCGCAUGAUUUAUCAAGAAUACGAAACUGGUAAAGAAAAGUACAUCAAGGAGCUUCCUGGACACCUCUGCUAUUUUGAAGCAAUUCUGGCGAAAUGCCCAUCAGGAUUUCUGGUUGGGGACAAGAUCUCCUUUGCAGACUACAACCUGUAUGAUUUCCUUGUCGUCCAGAAGAUCCUCUGCUGCAAGUGCCUGGACAACUUUCCUUCCUUGAAGGGCUAUGUAGACAAGAUAGGUUCGCGACCCAAAGUGAAAGCCUUCAUGGAGUCAGACAGCUGCACGAAGCUGCCUGUCAAUGGCAACGGCAAGCAGUAAAAUUCCCAGCGUUGGGCCAGUGGGAUG
Scleropages formosus (Asian bonytongue) is the source of this 768-nucleotide messenger RNA. RefSeq names its product glutathione S-transferase P-like. NCBI's taxonomy places the organism in Eukaryota, Metazoa, Chordata, Actinopteri, Osteoglossiformes, Osteoglossidae. Bases 115 to 741 code for a protein of 208 amino acids. Gene Ontology annotation, cellular component: cytosol. Gene Ontology annotation, biological process: glutathione metabolic process. The transcript has 7 exons. The record is from RefSeq and is a predicted model, not a curated record. Gene Ontology annotation, molecular function: glutathione transferase activity.